Molecule: messenger RNA, 670 nt
Organism: Aspergillus wentii DTO 134E9
Lineage: Eukaryota; Fungi; Ascomycota; Eurotiomycetes; Eurotiales; Aspergillaceae
Exons: 2
Coding region: 292-603 (103 amino acids)
Source: RefSeq, a predicted model, not a curated record
GUCAUAGGCGGAUCUUUUUGUAUUAUGUAGAGAUGUUAUGUGGCUGCCAUGGGUAGUCUGUCGUUUCCUUGUCAGUUCAUUUUAUUUCUUUAUUUUCUUUAUCUAUUUUAUUUCCAUUCUUCAUUCAUUCUCUCGUCACACGGCAUCAAUCAAACAUUGGGAUCAUCUGAAUUGCGUGGAUGAGUUUUUGCCUUGGCCCUCCUUGCCUCCUUUGGCCCGCUUCAACUGACAGAAAUAAACUACCCAGCAAAUAAUAAUAAUAUAUCAAAUAAAAAUACCUCCGAAGAAUGCAUGUCUGAUUUCCAUCUAUCUCCCGAGUACGAAGAAGACAGGGGUAUAGACAUACAUACAAUUUUCAAAUUGUAUACGAUCUUCUUUGUUCGGUUAGCAAAUUACUGGAUCCUCGUGCUACAUUAUGGGCCCAUGGCUGAUCUUCCUGUUCUGCCUUUUUUACCCUCCCCAUCCGAAACAUGUCCCAUCAUGAUCAUCAUCGUCAUCGUCACCUCGAGCUUCUUGUCUUCCGGUCCAUUGGUUGGUUUGGAAAUGCCUUCUUUCUGCCUCUUGUGGAACUUGCGCCCAAAUACAAAUAAGGCAAGAGGAUAAAAUAAAUAAAAUAAAGGAUUGCAAGCCUUGAAACACUAGUAGUAGCUUGGAAUGGAUGAGACCGUUU